Symbiodinium sp. CCMP2456 is the source of this 873-nucleotide messenger RNA. NCBI's taxonomy places the organism in Eukaryota, Dinophyceae, Suessiales, Symbiodiniaceae. The record is from the annotation of a GenBank genome assembly.
AUGGAGGCCAACGAGGUGCCCUAUGUCAUCAAAAUCUGCAGCAAGAUGGAUCCGGAAUCCUUGGAGGUGCAGAACCGCACGCGGGCCCUUUGGAAGAAAAGGAAAGCCAUCGGGGACGGCGCUGCUGAGGAGGAGCCGGCCUUGGCGGAUGCGGCUGGAAGUGCAGAGGAUGUGCUUGCCGAGCCCGCUGAUGCCCUUCCCUUAAUGGAUGCCCCGCCGGUUGAUGCAGCAAAGGAUUUCCCGCCAGUCCAGGAUGCGCAGGACUAUGUGAUGCCCGAGGCCUUCAGCCCGCAAGCAUCGGAUCAUGAAGACAUUGAUGGCCCAGUGGCUUCGAGCAGCCGUGGCGAGGCUUUGGAGACCGUCAAUGAGAGAUUCGACAGGCUCUCCAAGCUUUACGGCCAUGCUGCAGCCCUCAUGCUCUGUGGUGCGGUACAGGAAGGUGUCCAUUACGAUCCGCAUGAGGGCCGCUGGAAGACAUUGAAUGGUUUGGUGUGCCCUUACGAGCCUUCGGCAAGUGUGGCUGAGACACCCGAGGGCGCCGCUGAGGAUUCGCAUGCAGGCUCCGCAUCUGUGGAUCAGGUCAAACAGUGCCUUCUAGCGGAGCUGCAGGUGAAGCGGGAGAGGAUCAUGGCUGGUGCGAUGCCAGAUAUUGUGGAUACCUGUCCGAUGCUUCCGGAUGAUGCGAGCCUGGACAAAGCGCGGCUGUUCAAUGGUUCCUCCUGUGAGGCCUUCCCCUGCAACAUCAGCAUCGAGGAUACGCCAGAGCACAGCAAGCCGAUCCUUGCCUUAAUCAAGCAUCUUGAUAUAACUGCAUCAGAAGCACAAAUAAAUGUGUAUCAUGUGCAGUGCCAGUUCUUGAUCAAUGCUGAAUAG